This is a messenger RNA of Aspergillus calidoustus, 438 nucleotides long. NCBI's taxonomy places the organism in Eukaryota, Fungi, Ascomycota, Eurotiomycetes, Eurotiales, Aspergillaceae. The record is from the annotation of a GenBank genome assembly.
AUGACCCUUCUCAAACAAGACCUCACAAACAUCACCACGGCCGCCGAGAAACACAUCCUCGCCUACUCGGUCGACAUCACCUCGCCAAACUUCCCAACCUCCACGGAGCGCGCCGCAAAACUCUCAACCUACUACCUCCCCAGCAUUUCCUUCUUCGCCGGCGGGGCCCCGAUCCAACUUUCCGACCCCUCGCUCUUCGUCCAACUUAUCUCGGGUCCGUUGGACAGAAUCCAGGGCCUUGCCCUCGAUGUCAUCGGACACCGCGUCGAGGCCGUUGCUGAAAACAGUGCAAUUAUCUGGCUUACACUGAGGGUGGAUGAUAAGGUGGAGGUGUCGAAUGUGUAUUUCUUUAGGAAGGGGGAAGAUGGCAAGGCCGGGUUUGAAGGGGGGGUUUUCGAUGGCGAGGUUUGGUUGUUGAAGCAGUUGGGAUUGGCUUAG